CUGUCAUCUUUCUUGCGCUGCUGCUUGCUCAUUCCCGAUGUGCCAACUGGAGAGAGAAGAGAAGCGACGUUAGUUGUUUGAACGUUAAGGGGAAAACGUUAGGAGAGCCAUGUCGAACCCAGGACAAAAAGUGGUGCUAAUCACCGGUUGCUCCUCCGGGAUCGGGCUGAGGAUGGCGGUGAUGCUCGCUAAGGACGAGAAACAGCGCUAUCACGUCAUUGCCACCAUGCGAGACCUGAAGCGUAAAGACAAGCUGGUGGAGGCAGCAGGUGAUGCGUACGGGAAGAGCCUCUCUCUAGCUGUGUUGGACGUGUGUACGGACGAGUCAGUCAAACAGUGUAUCAACGGAAUCAAGGACAGACAUGUAGACGUACUCAUUAAUAAUGCAGGUAUAGGUCUGGUGGGACCGGUGGAAAGCAUCAGUAUAGCAGAGAUGAAGAGUGUGUUUGAGACCAACUUCUUCGGUGUGAUCCGGAUGAUCAAGGAGGUGAUGCCAGAUAUGAAGAAGAGGAGGGGAGGACACAUCGUAGUGGUCAGCAGUGUCAUGGGACUACAGGGUGUCGUGUUUAAUGACGUGUAUGCUGCCUCUAAGUUUGCCAUGGAAGGGUUUUGUGAGUGUCUGGCUGUACAGCUGCUCAAGUUUAACGUCACUAUGUCUAUGAUAGAGCCAGGCCCAGUCCAUACAGAGUUUGAAUCUAAGAUGAUUCAGGACGUCCGUCAGAAAGAGUUCCCUGGGGCCGAUGCCGAUACCGUCAACUACUUUAAAAACGUCUACCUGCCCUCCUCCGUCGACAUCUUUGAGACGCUCGGACAGACCCCCGAUGACAUUGCCAGGUGUACUAAGAAGGUGAUUGAGCAAGGCAGUUCUGCACGGUUCCGGAACCUUACCAACCCGCUGUACACGCCCAUCGUGGCACUGAAGUAUGCAGAUGAGACGGGCGGCCUGUCGGUGCACGCCUUCUACCAUAUGUUGUUCAACCUGGGGCCCCUGAUGCACGUUAGCAUGAAGGCUAUGCAGUACCUGACCUGUGGAUGUCUACGCUCCAGGACCAUCUCCCCUAACUAGACAUGGACACGGACACACACACACACAGAGAGAGAGACACACACACACACACACACAGACACACGGGCAUGCAGACACACAAACACACGGGCAUGCAGAGACAAGUGCCAGACACACAGAGACACACACACUAGUAUGCAGUACCUAACCUGUGGAUGUCUGUGCUCUAGAAACAUCUCACCCAACACACACUCACACGGAGAGUCAAGACACACACUUUAAAGACAAACUCAAAACACCCCCUGCAGUUUUAAAGUGUUCCUCCCUCUGUGAGCUGCCAUACUUUUUACUGUUUGUUUUGAUAGAAGCAGGAACUUCAGAAGUUGAAAUGUAACCUCUCAGUCUGUCUAACAUAGACUAUGUAUGUAUAGAUACUAUCUUGUGUGUAAUGUAUGUCAUUUUGAAUAGAAUGGAUCGGCUCUAUUUUGACAUAAAUAGCUCUUUCUACCUU
Salmo salar (Atlantic salmon) is the source of this 1517-nucleotide messenger RNA. Its product is annotated as retinol dehydrogenase 8. The record is from RefSeq and is a predicted model, not a curated record. Gene Ontology annotation, cellular component: cytosol; cytoplasm. Lineage: Eukaryota; Metazoa; Chordata; Actinopteri; Salmoniformes; Salmonidae. Gene Ontology annotation, biological process: retinol metabolic process; estrogen biosynthetic process. Gene Ontology annotation, molecular function: all-trans-retinol dehydrogenase (NAD+) activity; estradiol 17-beta-dehydrogenase [NAD(P)+] activity.